AUGUCCUCGCUCUGUCCCCUGCUGCUCACCCUGGCCCUGGCGGCCAUCCCCAGCGCCCAGGGUGCCUGCCCGGUGCCCGGGGACCUGAAGAAACCCGAUGGGACCCGCACGUGCGCCAGGCUCUAUGACAAGAGCGACCCCUACUACGACAAUUGCUGCCGGGGAGCAGAGCUGUCAGUGGAGCCUGGCGCGGACCUGCCCUUCCUGCCUUCUGACUGGGCCAAUACAGCGUCAUCCUUGGUGGUGGCCCAGCGCUGUGAGCUCACCGUGUGGUCCCACCCGGGCAAGAGUGGAAAGACCCGCAAGUUCUCUGCAGGAACCUAUCCGCGCCUGGAAGAGUACCGCAGGGGGAUUUUCGGAGAUUGGUCCAACAGCAUCUCUGGGCUUUACUGCAAGUGCUAUUGAUGUCUUGAGGGUCUUCCAUUCCCAAUGCCUUAAGGUGGUGCUGAGCCCAACCCUACC
Messenger RNA from Jaculus jaculus (lesser Egyptian jerboa), 462 nucleotides. It is a transcript of the gene Sycn, whose product is annotated as syncollin. Gene Ontology annotation, cellular component: secretory granule membrane. Lineage: Eukaryota; Metazoa; Chordata; Mammalia; Rodentia; Dipodidae. The record is from RefSeq and is a predicted model, not a curated record. The transcript is spliced from 2 exons. Gene Ontology annotation, biological process: exocytosis. Bases 1 to 405 code for a protein of 134 amino acids.